CGGUCUCUAAUUUUUUUCAUGAAUUCAUAUUCAUUUCUCCCAAUCGCGCGCCUCAACCCCCUCAAACAACCCCCCUAAUACUACUCCUGAUUAUCAGGUAGAGUUAACAAUCCCCAUAGUCUAGAUUCAAUACAACCUAACCUGCAAGACGCAAUUGCUGAUUCUAUUGUCCAUAUCCGCAAUUUACGCCAGCGCAUCAGACGAGAGACUGGUACAGUAGCCUCUGCACUACUUUUAUCGUCAUUGUCAACAUAACUAGGACAAUAUUCCGGCUCGCCUGCUCGCGCGUCCGAGCGACGGUCAACCAGCAUCUUUGGUACACAGAAAAUACUACCGAGUGGCACGUUUGCUCGCGUACUUAUAGAAGACGACUAUACAGCAUGACGUAUAAGAGCACUGAUUACUAUCGUGCACAAUUGGAGGCUUUGAGGGAGAAUCAGGAUGGAUUUCGAGUUGUUUAUAGAUCAAAUUCGGAUUUUUUGGCCAGUCAAGAUGCAAAGCUGAGGUCCUUGAUCGUGUUCGAUUCGUCUUUUAAUCCGCCGACUAUUGCCCAUCUUGCACUUGUCAACGAUACGAUCAAGCUUCUUCAAUCAGCAUCUCAUGCGACAGACAAUGACGAGUUUGGAAUAGUUCUACUACUAGCAGUGCAAAAUGCAGACAAGCCCGUGGUUCCAGCACCACUUGAGCACCGCCUUGCGAUGAUGGAACGAUUUAGCGCGUCAAUCAGCAAAAUUGCAGAGACCAGUGGGGGCGGCAUCGGUAGUUCUGCCGCUGACAAUGGCGGUCUCGGUCCGAAAGUGAAUGUGGCCAUUGGCAUCACACCUUUUCCCAAGUUUGUUGAUAAAGCUGACGCGAUACAAACAUCGUUCCCUGGAGUUGGCGAGCAAAUCUACAUCACUGGCUACGACACGCUGAUUAGACUGUUUGAUGCCAAGUAUUACGGAGGAAAGACUGUUGCAGAAGCACUGGGUGAGUUUAUGGCACGCAGCAGGAUCAUGUGCUUCAUUCGCGACAAUCCACAGUGGGGUACCGCAGCAGAUCAGAUGCAGUAUAUCGAAGACGUGCGGAACGGCCGCUACCGAGAUAAUAUUCCUCCCUCGUGGGCGGAACGGAUCUCCCUGCAUCCGUACUUGACGGGCCAAGAUCCAAAGCAGCAGAUCAAUGCCGACUCAGAACAGGGCUCUGGCCACAGCGAGAAUUAUAGAGACCAGAAUAACGCACGCGGGGAUGUUGUUGAUCUCGCGACGGUCAGUUCUACAGCGGCCCGAGCUGCAGCUAAAACAGGCAAGAGCGCGGAAGGCCUGACUCUUGAACAAAUUGUCUCGGACGCUGUGACGACAUACCUACGCGAAAACCAUACUUAUUAGUCCCGAGGGUCUGGAAUAGCAGCGCUAGUUGUUCAAUCACCGACAUUCAGGUUCUGUCCCGAGCGAUCAGAGAACGGAGGGGUGGAUGAGGGGGUGUGCGUGAGAUUUCGUUUGCGUUGCAUUGACGCACUGCUGAUGCACCACCACCUGCGUCGGUGAUGAUCAUCCUGCCACAUUUGUUCGUUUCUCCCAACGGCCGUCCGCGGCGACCUUAUGCCGAUGUGAUCAACGCUUAGCGGCAAAACCGCGAUGGGGAGCUGAACACCGGAUCCCCCAGUAUGCAGUAAUAUAAAGUGACAGCAAUCUAUUAUAGUUUUGCAUAACUUAUUUAUUUUUGAA
Messenger RNA from Myxozyma melibiosi, 1706 nucleotides. RefSeq lists its product as uncharacterized. Gene Ontology annotation, cellular component: cytoplasm; nucleus. NCBI's taxonomy places the organism in Eukaryota, Fungi, Ascomycota, Lipomycetes, Lipomycetales, Lipomycetaceae. The record is from RefSeq and is a predicted model, not a curated record. Gene Ontology annotation, molecular function: nicotinamide-nucleotide adenylyltransferase activity; ATP hydrolysis activity. The transcript has 5 exons. Bases 381 to 1367 code for a protein of 328 amino acids.